Melitaea cinxia (Glanville fritillary) is the source of this 1432-nucleotide messenger RNA. RefSeq names its product 26S proteasome non-ATPase regulatory subunit 4 (gene Rpn10). Gene Ontology annotation, biological process: proteasome-mediated ubiquitin-dependent protein catabolic process. Gene Ontology annotation, cellular component: cytosol; proteasome regulatory particle, base subcomplex; nucleus. The record is from RefSeq and is a predicted model, not a curated record. Lineage: Eukaryota; Metazoa; Arthropoda; Insecta; Lepidoptera; Nymphalidae. The transcript has a single exon. Bases 121 to 1218 code for a protein of 365 amino acids. Gene Ontology annotation, molecular function: polyubiquitin modification-dependent protein binding.
AAGUCUCCACAUCAAAAUUUUACUUUUAUCUGUGCCAAUAAUUAUUUAGCAGAUUUCAUUCUUCGUGAUUGUGAUUUGUGAUAUUUCGAAAGUUAUUAUUUACAAUAAAAUAAUAUCAAAAUGGUCUUGGAAAGUACUAUGAUUUGUGUCGACAAUAGUGAUUAUAUGAGAAAUGGGGAUUUCCUACCUACUAGACUGCAAGCUCAGCAAGAUGCUGUUAAUUUGGUAUGUCACUCCAAAACAAGAUCGAAUCCAGAAAAUAAUGUUGGAUUACUGACUCUGGCAAAUGUGGAGGUCCUGGCCACGUUAACAAGCGAUGUUGGCCGAAUAUUAUCCAAGCUUCAUCGAGUUCAACCCAACGGAGAUAUUAACAUUUUGACGGGUAUAAGGAUUGCACACUUAGCACUCAAACAUCGUCAAGGAAAAAAUCAUAAAAUGCGUAUUGUAGUUUUUGUCGGAUCACCUAUAAAUACCGAUGAGAAGGAACUGGUUAAGUUGGCUAAAAGGCUGAAGAAAGAAAAGGUCAAUUGUGACGUCAUCUCUUUUGGUGAAGAUUCAGACAACAAUCCGCUUCUAACUUCUUUUGUUAGUACUUUGAACGGAAAAGAUAACUCAUCUGGCGGAAGUCAUUUAGUAUCCGUACCGGCGGGUGGGUGCGUUGUUCUCUCAGAAGCAUUGAUCUCUAGCCCUAUUAUUGGUGGGGAUGGUGCUGGUCCAUCAGGAUCUGGUUUGUCACCCUUUGAAUUCGGUGUGGAUCCCAACGAAGAUCCUGAACUCGCUCUAGCGCUCAGAGUCUCUAUGGAAGAGCAGAGACAGCGUCAAGAAGAGGAAUCUCGACGUCAACAAGCCAAUGUUGAGGGUGAAGCAGCUAAGACGGGGGAGACACAAGACACUGGAAUGGAAAGAGCUUUAGCUAUGUCGCUAGGUCGUGAAGCUAUGGAAUUAUCUGAAGAAGAACAGAUUGCUCUUGCCAUGCAAAUGAGUAUGCAGCAGGAGGCUCCGCAGACUGAGGAGAGCAUGGAUGUAUCUGAAGAAUAUGCGGAAGUAAUGAAUGAUCCAGCAUUUCUACAAAGUGUGCUAGAGAAUCUUCCUGGAGUCGAUCCACAGAGUGAGGCUAUAAGAAAUGCUAUGUCCACCAUCAAAAAGGACAAGGAUGAAAAAGAUGACAAAGAUCAAAAAGAUAAAGAUGGAAAAGGUUCAAGUUCAAAAGAAAAGUAGAAACAUUUUUCCAUUUUUUUUAUUUAUACACAGUGUUGUUGGUAAAUUUGAGAAUCCUGUAUGUCGCUGUUGCUAUAUAAGCUUAGAAUAUAAAUAUUAUUAAUUCACAAUAACUAUGUUUAUUUCCAUGAAAUCCAAUUAAGCCCCUCUAUUUUGUCAUAUUCUGUAAUCAUUACAAUAAAAACAAUAAAGAAAAAGAUAUAUAACAUGUAAA